AUGCUGUUUGCGCACGCCAAGGACAAGUGCGCGUUUCUGGACGCCGGCGCCAAGCCCUUUGCGACAUUGUGGGCCGAGACCGAGGCCGACGACGCGCUCAAGGCCCGCGUCUACCACCAGCACGCGACGCUCCGUGCGUCGCUCGAGCAGCGUGACGAAGAAGGCAAGGCGAACCCGGACGACGAAGAAAAGGCGGCCCCGAACGAGGAAGCAUCCAAGGCCGAAAUGCCUUCGGACGCCAAGCGCAAGCGUCGCGACAAUCCCAAGGUGCACGUCUUUAUUUUGUGCACUCGCUCGACCAAGGGCGCGACGGGCACAAGAAGCGUCUUGGGCAAGGGGUAG
This is a messenger RNA of Saprolegnia parasitica CBS 223.65, 342 nucleotides long. RefSeq lists its product as hypothetical. Bases 1 to 342 code for a protein of 113 amino acids. The record is from RefSeq and is a predicted model, not a curated record. The transcript has 2 exons. Lineage: Eukaryota; Oomycota; Saprolegniomycetes; Saprolegniales; Saprolegniaceae.